AUAGCACAAGGCAGCGCAGAAGUUAACAAGCAGUACUUCAAGUACGCAUAGCCCCACCUUCCCCCCCUCCUUCUCUCGCAAACUAACCCAAGCAGUGAUACCGCGGACGAGUAUGACGCUCGAGCCAAAGCUUCCAAUAUUACGGAUAUAAUUGGGGAAAACAUACUCCUUCGCCGAGAAUGGUCUGGUGCAGAGUGGGACGAAAACACUACUCGUGUACUAGAUUAUGCCUGUGGGACUGGAUUGAUCUCUCAGGUGGGCCAACACCGCCAAACCGCCCAAACGACCUAAACUGAUAUGUGGAACCAGAUUAUUGCACCAUAUACAAAGCAGAUUGUCGGGAUGGACAUAUCUGAAAAAAUGGUUGGAAAGUUCAACGAAAAGGUUUCAAUGUCGCAAAUAUCUAUCGCCGGGUCACUAUGCCCUAACUAUUGAGUCCAGGUUAAGAACCAAGGCAUACCCGAGGAAGAAAUGCGCGCCGUUGUGGCCGAUCUCUGCGCGGACAAGCUUGACCCCUCUCUAUCGAAUCCUGAAUACAAUAAUUUCGAUGUUGUUGUGUGUGGAUUCGCAUUUCACCACUUCGAGAAUGUCCAACUGGCUACGACGCGGCUCGCUGAGCGUUUGAAGCCCAAUUCUGGUGUUUUGUUGGUGAUAGACUUCAAACCACACCUGCCACCCCCCGAUCGCACCGCAAACUGCGGAGGACAAGCCCAUCAUGGGGGGCACCAGCAUUCGGGUCACGGGAACCGAGGGAAAAGCGCUACCGGGUUAUGUGCGCAGGACACUGUGGCACACGGUGGCUUUUCCCAGGAGGACAUGAGAAAAGUGUUCGAGGGCACAGGUUUGGUAGAGGUUGACUUUGUUGAUGUCGGGCCAAACGGGGAGCGUGGGAAGGCUAUUACCUUCCUUGGGCACGAUGAUGGAUCAGGGAAGGGUGUCAAAGCGGAAAGAGAAGUUUUCAUGGUAAAGGGAAGACGUGCCUGA
This is a messenger RNA of Tuber aestivum (summer truffle), 984 nucleotides long. NCBI's taxonomy places the organism in Eukaryota, Fungi, Ascomycota, Pezizomycetes, Pezizales, Tuberaceae. The record is from the annotation of a GenBank genome assembly.